This is a messenger RNA of Tachyglossus aculeatus (Australian echidna), 1938 nucleotides long. Its product is annotated as GLIPR1-like protein 1. Gene Ontology annotation, cellular component: extracellular region. The record is from RefSeq and is a predicted model, not a curated record. The transcript has 6 exons. Lineage: Eukaryota; Metazoa; Chordata; Mammalia; Monotremata; Tachyglossidae. Bases 135 to 1001 code for a protein of 288 amino acids.
GCCGUCACUAGGCGCGCGGCGCGGUCGUCAGGGGGCGGAGUGGGAGGAGGAAGGCUUGAGCACGUGAGUGGCGUUGCUGGGCGCGCGGGCGGUAGUCAGGGGGCGGGCCGUUGCCGUGCGCGCAGCGCCGGGCGAUGGCGCUCGCGGGCCCAGGGCCGGCGGGGCCGAGGGGCCGCGAGUUGCGAGCGGCCUGGCCCCGGGGCAACAUGAGCCCGUGGCUGCGCUGGACGUGGCUGCUGGCCCUGGCGCUGGGAGCCCGGCGGCCCCCGCCCAAGGUCCCGUCCAUCGAAGACGGGACCUUCAUCCAGGCUUGCGUGGACGGCCACAAUGACUUGCGCACCAAGGUCAAUCCUCCCGCCAGCAACAUGCGCUACAUGAGUUGGGAUGCGGCUCUGGCAAGGACAGCAAGAGCAUGGUCAAAGAAAUGUGUGUUUAAACACAAUACUUUUUUAGGCAAAAAAGGAGCUGUCCACCCUAAAUUUAGAAGUGUAGGAGAAAAUAUAUGGCUUGGAGGCGUGGGCAAAUUUAAUCCAAAAAAUGCUAUUACUGCUUGGUACAAUGAAUUCAGGUCCUACACUUAUGAUACUAAAGGAUGUACCGGAGUAUGUGGCCAUUAUACUCAGGUUGUUUGGGCUUAUACCUACAAAGUCGGUUGCGCUAUUAGGAUUUGUCCUAAACUUGGUGGUUGGAAUACUGGAAUAUUUAUAUGCAACUAUUCACCAGCAGGAAAUACUGGUGCACAUCCUUACAAAACUGGAUCACCGUGCAGUCAGUGUGAAGAAGGGGACACAUGUCAGAACAAACAAUGUAGAAAUCGAGAACGUGAUAAAAACAUAGGUUAUCCAUAUUGGUGGUAUCCAAAAUGGGAGUCUCCUCGCCCAAUUACAUGUGAUCCUACCUGCCUCGUAAUGUGUUUUUUUAGAUUACUAGGAAUAGGCCUGACUGUUUUCAUUUCUGUUCUUCUAUAUCGCAAGUUUCCUAAUAUAACACUAAGAAAGUAAUUAGUAGCAAAUUAGAAACUGUUAAUAAUCUUUCUCUUUUUUCAAAUCCUUAGAUAUGUCUUCCACAUUAGAGGUCUAUCUAAAGGCAAUGGGAGUUUUAAAUGUGGAAGAGAUAGUAGAAGGUAGAGAAGUUUGGGAUUAAAAAUGAAGCAGUAAGGUUGUUGAAGAUAAACAGAUUGGCAGUCAUAUAAAUUUUGCAGUGAAUAUGAGUAGCAUUUUCCUUGCAUCUUGCACAGGUGUGCUUUGAGGGCCACUAUCACGGAAAAAAUAUUUUUAACUGGUCAGUUUAAUGUAUUUUGCAUCAGACUCUCCUUUAGCAAUAGUCACCUUCUUUAAUAAUUGAAAAUGGAUUAUUUAAGUUGUCAGUGAAUAUUAAAUGUCACCACAGAAUUGCCUAUCUUCAAUUAAAUUUUUGUUUUUAAAAUUGAAGAGUCCUAUCUUACUUUUAGAUUUAAAAUGUAAUUAAAUGACAAGCUGAUGUCAUCAUUUCAAAAUUGUUGAAUUUGGGGAGAACUAUUAUAUUUUAGAUUCACUACUUCCAAGGAUAAAUAUUUAUUUGUUUAUUUCAAAAGUAAAUAUUUAUUUAUCUAACCAAGGUCUUAUGGGUUCAAUAAUUUGAAAAUGUUCAGGACUUACAGUUCCAAGUUGAAACAAGCUAAAACAAAUAUGGAUUCUAGAAUUCAGUUAUAGUAUCUAUUAACUUAUAUUAGUUUCACUCUAUCAGUAUUCUAUUGCUUUUUUCCAGCAGGUGACAUUAAUUAGGGUUUACCUGUUAAGAUGCCUUUCAUUUUAUUUAAAAGCCAAAUUCUGUAAAGUCACCAAACCAUCAAGGCCUGUGGCGGUUAUUUGGAUUGUUCUGUUGUUCUGGAAUAUUAUUUUAGUAUACACAAAUUUUCUCAUUUAAAUCCUAAUUAUCCAAAUAAAAAUUUCUAAUGAU